AUGGCGGCGAUGUCACCAAAGUCUCCAGAAAGAGCUCUUCUGAGCAAGACUCAGCGCAUUGUCGCUCUUGGUGGCGAGCGAGCAGCCACCAAGCAGUUCUUCGAAGGAAAUCGCUGGGUCGGCGGAGAGGAAGCCGAGAUCGAUUCUGAUUUAGUCCGUCAGUGCGUGGAAUGCACGGAAGCCGGCAAAGUGACGGACCUGAAUUUCCAUUACAAGUUUUUGAGCAAAGUCCAGGGCCUCCAGGAUCAUGUCGCAAGCCUACGCAGUUUGGAUCUCUCCUCGAACAACAUCAGGGUCAUCGAGAACCUGGGGCCCAUGAUGAAGCUGCGCGAGUUGAAGCUGGACAGCUGUCAGAUUUCGCGCAUUCAAGGGUUGGAGAAAUGUCCCAGUCUCAUCUCUCUACACUUAGAGGACAACGAAAUCAGCUGCGUGGAAGGUCUUGAGAAGCUUUUCUGCCUGGAGAUUCUGAACCUGGAAAGGAACAGAUUGCAGAGGUUAGGCCGUGGAUUGAGCAAGCUGACAAAGCUGAAAGAGCUACGCUUGGGCCUGAACCAGCUGACGUCGCUGGAGGGUCUGCCUGGCCUUGGCGCUCUGGAGGUCCUGGAUGCCAGCCGCAAUCAGCUGACAUCAGUUGCAACGGAGGAGCUCAAAGGCUUGGGUAAGCUGGACGAGCUCAACCUUUCAGGCAAUGGGCUGUCCAACAUCAGCUUUCUGGGUCUUGGAGGCCCAGUCCGUCUAUCGUCUUUGGAUCUCUCCGACAACUCGCUGACGACAUCCUCUUUCAAAGGCCUUCCCUGUCUUCCACUACUUACGGAGUUCAUGUUGGCGGGGAAUCAACUGCAGGAAGUCCCAAGCAAUCUGGCAAACUGUUGCCCUGGCUUGGAGAUACUCGACAUGUCAAGAAACAGCCUUCUUUUCGUCACCGAGGUGGACAAGCUAAAGGCGAUUGCCACGUUACGUGAGCUGAGUGUGAAGGGCAACCCACUCGCGGACUGUGACGACUUCCCGAAGGCAGUGCGCUCUUUAGCUGGUCUUGAGUAUGUUGACAACAGGCAGCUGCAACCGCUGCAGAACUUGCUGGAGGACGGCGUUGAAAACGAGGAGAUGUUCGGCCUGACAAAGGUCGAGUCCGAGGAGAAGGCCCCAACUUCGCGCCCUGGCACUGCUUCUCGUCCUGGUACAGCUUCCCGCCCGGGCACAGCCUCACGACCGGGAACGGCAAGUGCUUUGAAAGAGGCCGGGGUGCAGCAACCCCUGAUGCACACUCCAGCAGUUCCCGUGCGGAAGUGCGCGAGUGAGGAGCAGGUGUCGCAGUGGGCGCAGCAGACCAUUGGGAGCCUUCAGGCCAUCGGCAAACAGGUUGAGAAGACAUCCUCGCAGGCAGAGCAAGACUUGAAGGAGAUGCAUCGGUAUGUUCAGAAAGCCAAGAAAGCCAAUCGACUCCAUGCGGAGUGGGAAGCCCGGCAAGACGAUGCCAUCCCAGAAGAGACAGAAGAGGCGAGCCCACCAACUCCGGACUGCCACCAGGCACCAACACCGCUGCGGCCAAGUUCUGGCAAUGCAAGCCGAAAGCUGCGAGAGGCGGUGGUGUUGUACCGGAACGAGGAUGGGGACGACCAGGUUGUCGAGGAGAGGCAGGAAGCGGUGCUGAGCCCUUCGAAGACACCGUCAGCUCUGCUGCUUGCAGCCUAUGAUGAGAUCGAAGAGAUCCAGGAGGUUGCCGAUGCAUCGGAUGCUGAUGCUGCGCCCAGCCCGGUCGCGGAAGAGCCGGCAGAGCCUUCGGAAGUAGAGGAGGCUCUGGAAGACGGCAUCAAAGGAGGUGGACAGGGACAGCCUAUGCCCGCCAAGCUGGGACGGCCUCCACCAGGUCGGCUUGCCGCCCUCGGCUCCUUCGAGUCUUCGUAG
Symbiodinium sp. CCMP2592 is the source of this 1905-nucleotide messenger RNA. The record is from the annotation of a GenBank genome assembly. Lineage: Eukaryota; Dinophyceae; Suessiales; Symbiodiniaceae.